Molecule: messenger RNA, 1572 nt
Organism: Saimiri boliviensis boliviensis (Bolivian squirrel monkey)
Lineage: Eukaryota; Metazoa; Chordata; Mammalia; Primates; Cebidae
Gene: TPRX1
Product: tetrapeptide repeat homeobox 1
Biological process (GO): regulation of transcription by RNA polymerase II
Cellular component (GO): nucleus
Molecular function (GO): RNA polymerase II cis-regulatory region sequence-specific DNA binding; DNA-binding transcription factor activity, RNA polymerase II-specific
Source: RefSeq, a predicted model, not a curated record
UGUUCCUUAUCUGCCCUUGUCAGGAGGCUGGAACCCUGGCUGUCUUGUUCUCAGCUAUAGCCCCAGUACCUGGGACUGUCCCAGACACACAGUGGCCGUCCCCUGAACCAAAACCCUCCGAGGAGACAGCGGCAGGAGCGCACGGUCUACACUCGCAGCCAGCAGGAAGAGCUGGAAGCUUGCUUUCGGGAAAAGCAGUACCUGACCUUUGACGAGCGACAGGAGCUGGCGCAGAAACUCAACCUCAGGGAGCACCAGCUGCAGGUGUGGUUCAAGAAUCGGCGCGCCAAAGCAGCCCGGGAGCAGCUCAAGAAGCAUCCCCAGAGCGGCCCAGCGCGAAGAGGCCGCAGAGCCGGCGCUGCGCCCCCAGUCCCUGCAACCGCUGCCUCUGCCCCUGGGGGUCCUGAGUUCCCGCAGGGCUGCGAUUCCUGGAUGUCCCCUCAGCCGGGCCCCUCGGGAAUCCUCCCAGCAGCAAACUCCACGACCUACAGCCUCCACCAGGCCUGGGGUGGUCCUGAGCGUGGUGCACACGGUGGCUUCCUGGCUGCCCUGGGUCCAGGCCCUGGCGCGAUCCCAGCCCCACUCCUUGGCCCAGUCUCAGCCCCAGAUCAGAUCCCAGACUGGAUGCCAGGCCACAGCCCAGACCCAGCCCAGAUCCCAGGCCCGGGUCCCAUCUUUAGCUCUGGCCAGAUGCCAAGCCUAGGCUCACUCCUAGGCCCAGCCCCCAUUCUAGGCCAAAGCCCAGGAUCACUCCUAGACCCAAUCCCAAGAUCACUUCCAAGCCCAAUCCCAGGCCCAGGAUCGCUCCCAGCCCCAAACCCAGGCCCAGGAUCGCUCCCAGCCCCAAACCCAGGCCCAGGAUCGCUCCCAGCCCCAAUCCCAAUCCCAGGCCCAGGAUCCCUCCCAGCCCCAAUCUCAGGCCCAGGAUCGCUCCCAGCCCCAAUCUCAGGCCCAGGAUCGCUCCCAGCCCCAAUCCCAGGCCCAGGAUCAUGCCCAGCCCCAAUCUCAGGCCCAGGAUCGCUCCCAGCCCCAAUCCCAGGCCCAGGAUCGCUCCCAGCCCCAAUCCCAGGCCCAGGAUCAUGCCCAGCCCCAAUCUCAGGCCCAGGAUCGCUCCCAGCCCCAAUCCCAGGCCCAGGAUCGCUCCCAGCCCCAAUCCCAGGCCCAGGAUCGCUCCCAGCCCCAAUCCCAGGCCCAGGAUCGCUCCCAGCCCCAAUCCCAGGCCCAGGAUCAUGCCCAGCCCCAAUCUCAGGCCCAGGAUGGCUCCCAGCCCCAAUCCCAGGCCCAGGAUCACUGCCAAGCCCAAUCCCAGGACCAGGAUCACUCCCAGCCCCAGGCCUUGUGUGGCCUCAGAGCCCCUAGACCUCCAGAUUCUCGCCAGACACUCCAUUAUUGCCUGACUUCACGGAGCUGCUCACACCUCUAGACCCCUUGGAGGGAUCCUCAGUCUCCACCAUGACAUCUCAAUGCCAAGAAGGGGAUGACUCGAACAGAGAAGGCUCAGGGUAUCAGCAUCAAGAGGAUGGCUCUGUGAAUGAAAACUACUCAGGCCCCAGGUCAUUACUGGAUGUAUAG